GAAAACAUGCCGUUGGCUUCCUUCUCCUUCUCGGUCUUCUUGCGAGAGGGAGAAAGACGGGACGGCAGGAUUAUGGAGUAGCGGGAGAGGGUUUCUCUUCGUCUCUCCCUUCCUCUGUUUUCCUCUUCUCUCGUCUCCGCCGACGGCAAUAGAGACAAUAUGUAUGUUGUUUCAGGAAAAUUCCUUUCAACAAUCAUAUUGAAGAUCUUAUGAUCCUAUUACGAGUCUUCAAAAGAUGAUGGAGAUAUACAUGAUGAGGAUUUAAAAAUAGGUUUCCAAUCCAUCAAACGGCCCCUUAUGUUCUCAACAUCCGCCGGCCACUGGGACCGCUGACGACCACGCGCAGUGCUGGUGACAGUAGCCACCCGCAUCUCUCACCGCCUGAACGCACCGGCGCACCUCUAAGAGAAUAGUGAUGAUGAAAUCUGGAGUGGAUGACACCGAUGAAGACUUUGUUUUCUAUGGUACACCUAUUGAGAGAGAGGAAGAGUUGUCAAACCGGAAGAGGAAAAAAAGUGCCGACAGUGGUUCCAUGCGCAGUCUUCCAACUUGGAAGCAGGAGGUGACAGAUAGUGAGGGCCGUAGAAGAUUUCAUGGAGCAUUUACUGGGGGUUUCUCUGCUGGAUACUACAAUACCGUUGGAUCAAAAGAAGGCUGGUCUCCACAGACAUUUACGUCAUCACGUACAAAGAGAGCUGAAGUGAAAGAACAAACUAUAUACAGCUUCUUAGAUGAGGAUGAGAAGGCGGAAAUGGAAGGCAAUGCCUUGAGCACUUCUUUUCAGUUUGAUACAUUUGGAUUUACUGCUGCAGAAAUUGCUCGAAGACAAGCUGAAAGCGAGCACUCAAAGAGGCCUUCAGCUAUCCCAGGACCUGUUCCUGAUGAAAUAGUUCUACCUGCAACUAAAUCUGUUGGGGUGACCUUAUUGCUCAAAAUGGGAUGGCGUCAUGGCCAUUCAAUUGGUGUUGGACAAGAUGAUUCUGCAUAUGGUACUUUCUGUAUAGAUAUUUUUACACAUACGUUUUCCUCUCUUUUCUCAGAUGCUCGCAGAGAAGCCAGGAAAGCAUUCCUUGCUUUUUCAUGCAGUCAGGGAAGCAAUUUUACCCAAACUGAGUCUAGUAAGUCUGAUUCAACGUUUGAAGUGGAUAACCUUGUGGAUGCUGGCAGACUUGUUUCUGAAAGUACCCCUGUUUUUCUACUGCACAAUAAGCAGGACCUACAUGGUUUGGGUUAUGAUCCCUUUAGGCUUGCUCCAGAUUUUAAAGAAAGAAAAAUGUUGAAAAUGUGCAAGUCCAAAGAAGUUGGUAACAGGAGAUCCAUUUAUGGCAAGGAUGGCCUCUUCUCUUCUAAUUCUGGAAGAUUGGCUUCUGGUAUUGGCAUAGGAGUGCUAGAAGAUCUGGAUAUAGAGGAUGAAGAUAUAUAUGCUUCUGGAUUUGAUGUUAAAGAGACCCAUUAUGAGGAAAUUGAUGAACCUUCAGCAUUGAUCCAAGAAAAUCAGCAGCCAUUGUCUACGAAAGAAGAUGGUAUUGUGCGUGGUUUUAGAGUUGCAUCAAUUUCUGACUAUCAUCCAGAAAGAUUCAAGCCUCCUGUUAUCCCACCUGAAUUUGAACCUCAUCACAUCUUCACUCGUCCAGAGAUUCAAUUGUGCUCUAUGGAGCCUGCCCCCCCAGAGGUUCCUCCACCUGAAGACAAUGACUUGCGCAUUAUGAUUGAAGGGUUGGCAAAAUUUGUUGCACGUUGUGGUAAAGCUUUUGAAGAUAUAUCUAGAGAAAAGCAUAGCAACAACCCACUAUUUUGCUUUCUUAAUGGAGGAAAUGGCCAUGAAUUUUAUGUGAGGAAACUCUGGGAGGAAAGAAGGAAACAGGCUACUAGAAGUGAUUCCUUGAAUAAUAAAACAAGUCAAGACUCACUGCAUAUGACUGCAGAGAAACGUGGGAAGUUACUGGGUGAGAAGUCCCUCAAAAGAAGCUCUAUGGACCCCAUGUCAGCUCCUGUUUCUAUGGAAGCUAUUCAAUUUCGUUCUGCUUUAUCGGACACAUUCACCAAAGCUGCAAGUAUGCUGGAGGUAGCAAAAUCUGCAAAGCCUUUCAAAGAUGAUCCUGCCAAACAAGGGAGAUUUGAACAGUUCCUUAAGGACAAAUACGAAGGUGGCCUGCGGUCAACAUGUUCAGAUGGUAGUAAUACCAUGACAGAGACAGCUCGGGCAUAUGAGAGGCUAGAUUUUGAGGCUGCGGCAGAGAACUUGGGGAAAGGAAAAGGAAACAUGCAAACUUUUACUGCUGAGGAGAAGCUGAUCGAGUCACCAAUUAUUUUUACAAAAGGCCUCUUGGAUAAAACUGAUGUCUCGCAGCAAGUUCAUGAAAAAGAACCAAAGAGAGGUUAUCCCCAGAGGACUGAGUAUCAAUGGCGACCUUUACCAAUUCUAUGCAAGCGAUUUGAUGUUCUCGAUCCUUUCAUUGGAAAGCCUCCUCCCUUGCAGAGAACCAGAAAUAUAGUGGACAUGCCUGCGAUUUCAAUUCCUUUUCGGAGCAUGAAGGAAGUGGGAGAUGAUGCCAGAAGUAGAGGUUCAACAGAUCCAAGAAAUGGGGUAAACCAAACAACCUCGGUUGAAUUGGCACCUGAGCCAGUUGACUUAAUUGCACAGAGGCCAGUGGAUUUGUACAAGGCUAUAUUCUCAGACGAUUCAGAUGAUGAAAAUGAAGUUUCUAGUUCUCCAACCCCUCAUCAUGAGGCCAAGAAAAUUGGAGUUAACAGUACUUUAAAUCGAUUGAUUGCCGGAGAUUUCCUUGCAUCGCUUGGCCAAGAGCUCGGCUUGCGGGUGCCCCCUGAUCCAAUUUACUCCCGGGAGAACCUUGAGGGGUCUACCUCAAAAGAGACAAAUAAGUAUCAUUUAAAGGCCUUGUCAGGAGGCAACCAGUCCGUGGCUGGCAAUUUUAAUGAUGAAUUGAGAUUUCCUUCUGAGAAAGCACAAUCUGACCGUAAAGUCAUGGUUCAGGAGAAAGAAUUUGCUGUGAGAAGUGGUGAUGGUGGGGAAAGUACAUUUAGGAAAGGAUCAGGUGUAUCUGGUUCCUCUGGUAAUCAAAGUGCUCCUGUUGAGAGAAAAACCGGGAUUAAUCAAGAGUAUCAAGUCGAAUUUAGAGGACCAGCGAGGGCUGCUUUUGGUGCAGUUAGGGAGGAUUCUUCUGAUUCUGAUGGGAGCAGAUACCGUUUUGAGUCCUCGGAAAAUAAAAGGGAGAAGAGGAAAUCACAUGGACAUAGACGUUCAAGAAAGAGCAGGUAGAAACUUGUGUUACUAUUGUACGAUACGUGGAGAGGGAUGUGUUUUGCAAUUAGAUGGUCAGAAAAUCUUGUUCGCCUUUUCAUCUUUUGUGAAUAUGUUGUUAUGGUAAUAAAUCUUUCAAGAACUAGUUUCGGGUACACUAUUUAUUUAUUUUUCAAAAAUAACCAAUAGAACCAAUGCUUGGGCGAUAUGAAUCCGCUCUGGCAUGUACAACAGUGAUUUUCAGAA
Molecule: messenger RNA, 3508 nt
Organism: Nymphaea colorata (pocket water lily)
Lineage: Eukaryota; Viridiplantae; Streptophyta; Magnoliopsida; Nymphaeales; Nymphaeaceae
Product: G patch domain-containing protein TGH
Exons: 20
Coding region: 416-3280 (954 amino acids)
Biological process (GO): mRNA processing
Cellular component (GO): nucleus
Molecular function (GO): RNA binding
Source: RefSeq, a predicted model, not a curated record